UUAAGACCUCGUGUGGAGUCGCUGGAGGCAACGACUGCAGGUAUUAAGGCUCAUCAAGAUAAUAGAUUGCGAAGGAAAGAAUGAAGAAGGAAGAAGAACGUGUGAAGAAAGAGAAGGAAGAGGAACGGAGACUUCUAGAGAAGAAGGCACGAGAAGAUUUUCAGGCCGAGAUGAGGAGUGAGAUCGGAAGCAAGUUAGAUUCGGUUCGUGAACUGCUGGAGAGUAAGAAAGGGAAUGAAGAAGAUGAAGUUGUUAAGUUGCGCAUCGAGAUCGAAGGGUUACGGAACACGCUACGUGCUGGUCAAGGCGCAUCUACCUCCGAGAGCACCUUUGACAAGUACAAACGGGAACUUGAAGAGGAGAAGGCGAGAUCAGAUCGACGACUCGCCGCCAUGGAAGAAGAAAUUGCGAGGUUCCGAACAGUUAAUGAAGAAGUCAAUGCCGCUGCUGACGUGUGGAAGAAUGAAGCACUUCGGUCGGGGAACAGACGAGGCAGUGUAGUAGUCACUGCAACGCCAGCACCUGGAACCAGAACUCAUGCUCGAACGGAGACGAUGUUCUCGCCGGCGGUUGAGGAUCUCAAGCUUAAAGAAAGGGUGGAACAUCAAGAACGUGAAAUCGAGCUCUUAAAGGAAUGGCGAUUACUAAACUGAACGGAAGGCGCCAGGCGGAGCAGGAGGUUGACCGCUUAAAAAAAAAUGGUGCAGCUCCUCGUAGAACGUAAGACUCCUAUGGCAUCCAACUU
Molecule: messenger RNA, 745 nt
Organism: Chara braunii
Lineage: Eukaryota; Viridiplantae; Streptophyta; Charophyceae; Charales; Characeae
Source: the annotation of a GenBank genome assembly